Scaptodrosophila lebanonensis is the source of this 1997-nucleotide messenger RNA. RefSeq names its product protein SREK1IP1. Lineage: Eukaryota; Metazoa; Arthropoda; Insecta; Diptera; Drosophilidae. Gene Ontology annotation, molecular function: zinc ion binding; nucleic acid binding. The record is from RefSeq and is a predicted model, not a curated record. The transcript has 2 exons. Bases 235 to 1101 code for a protein of 288 amino acids.
GCAUACAUGCAAAAAUAUAAUUUGCACAGGUGGCAUCACUUUCGUGCAAUGCUGGCAUAGGCCGUUGCGUUUACCAACACUAAGCUGAUAUUUACUUGUGUUGUUGCUGCUGCCGCUGCGCCGUCUUGUGUUGGCAGAGUGUAUGAGCAGAGACCGCAUAAUUUAAUGGGCUCCACCAAUUGAAGCAAACGAGAAAAGUGUAGCCUUAAUUUUUACACAGAUAUAGCCAGCAAAAUGAAUUUUCCUCUGGCGAAUGCAAACAAGGACAACUUGCGUGCGGCAUGCAAGAAAUGCGGCUAUGCGGGUCACCUGACAUACCAAUGCCGGAAUUUUCUCAAGGUGGAUCCCAACAAGGAGAUUCUGCUCGAUGUGGAGAGCACCAGUUCGGAUUCAGAGCUCGAGUAUUUAACGCCGCUGACUGAGCUGCGUGCCCAAGAAAUUAAAGGCGGCGCCGGCGAGGCAGCUGGUACAACAAUAACAACAACAGCAACAACGGCGACGACGAUUAAAUCUGGAGCUGCAGUGACGGUAAAGUCACCGAUAUCGGCAGCAAGCAAACAUAAUAAGAAGCGCACCAAGGCUGCCACGAAAUCAAAAAAAUCCGUUCUGAAGCAGAAGCACAAACACACCCACACACACAAGAGGAGCAGGAAACACAAAAAGAGCAGCAACGGCGGGGGCGGCGAAAAAACAAAGUCCAGCGCUGUCGCCUCCAAAGAUGUGAAGAAAAAGAAACAUCACAACAACAGCAAGAAGAGCAAAAGCAAACGCUCAAAGCAUCGUCACAACUCGACAAGUAGCGAGAGCAGCUCUUCGAGUAGCUCCUCGUCCUCGUCUUCAUCCUCAACGUCAUCAAAAUCGGAGUCAUCGAGCAGCGACACCGAAUCGGAUUCCAGCGAUAAUGAAGAGUCCAGCACCAGCGAAUCGGACGAAUAUGGACGCAAAAAGAAGCGUCAAGGCAAAUACAAACGCAAAGCAGAGCCUGAAGCUCUUCGUCGCAAGAAGACGAAGGUCAAGCGGAAGCGCCAUCGUGUCGGUGGCUCCAGUGCCACGGGCGCUGGCAGCUAUUUGAGUAGCUGCAGCGACAGCAGCACCUACUGAGAUUGUGUACAAGUAGCUCGACGGAGAAAGAAGCCGAAGCAUGCGCCAACAUAUUUUAGAAACAUUCUAGACAUUAAGCCGUACACGCAAAAAUAGUUUGUUAGUUUUUACUGCAGUUAAAAAGUGCAUUGCAGCUUAUACAUGCUAUAUAUCCGAACAACAAUGACGAUGAUUUUAGGUAUUAGUGGAAUUUUUAUGAAUGUUUUUUUUCUAGGCUGUUUUCCUAAAUGCGUGUGAUCUCUGUAUAAUCUCUAUUCACAUUUACAUUUUUAUUCAAUUGGCUCGAUUUACACAUAACUUCAGUAUAGUUUUUCUUUUUACGCAUAAUAAUCUUUUCAAAAUUAUUUCAUUCGCCAGCUGGUUUUGUUUGAAAGGAAAAUUGUUAAGAUGCAAAGUUCAGGUCGCUGGCUUGUAUGGACGAAAGAACUCACACCCUAGGCUAGUUUAUACAAACAAUCUUGUAAGGCCUUCCUUCAACACACACACUCACGGAAAUUUCAAUCCUGUCAAUUAGAUGGGCGCAUGCUUGGAUGCAAGUGUAUGUGCUUCCGAAACAUAAAGAAAUGAAUAAAAAUGCAAAGCUCAGGCACACCUCUAAUUAGAGAGCAACACUCCGACUGCCUGUUGAGUCAUCCCCAUAUCCACAACGAAGCAAAUCAUUUAGCAUUAUGUUGCAUUGUUCGCCCAUUGCCAUGGGAACCCUAGACUCAUCUUAGUUUUAAAACGAGCCCCUACAUAAGCGAGCCACAGGGCAGCUAUGCAGAAACUGAAACUACAACUAGCUCAUAUCUAUGUACAAGUUAAAAGGCUGCAACUAGCACGAUUGCGCCAUUCGGGAGUUAUAUAUGUACAUAUAUGUAUGAUUUAAAAAUCGAGAAAUAAAUGGAUACAACAAA